Misgurnus anguillicaudatus (oriental weatherfish) is the source of this 1528-nucleotide messenger RNA. The record is from RefSeq and is a predicted model, not a curated record. NCBI's taxonomy places the organism in Eukaryota, Metazoa, Chordata, Actinopteri, Cypriniformes, Cobitidae.
AUAAAGUAAACGAUCGCUGCUUGCUUGGGCGUAUACUCAAACAGUUAACAUUUAUUUUACAAUCGGAAGUGUAAAGCGAAAGUAUAAAAGGUCGGUGGGCCUAUCUAAAACUUUCUCGUUUUCAAUAUCCUAAUAGUUGGAUCAACAACAAGGAAUUGCUUUGUGGUUUUUUCUUCCUUGAGGCUUGUGUUGCAGUUCAAGCCUGAGGAUCUGAGAUAAAUUGACUCGCUCCGGACUGAGAGGAGGCCAUAAAAACACAUUCUUGCUUCAACAUGUCUGGACCAGGCUAUCCAUCGCCAAACCAACCUCCAUAUCCUAUGCCCCAGCAAGGAGGACAGUACAUGCCCCCUUAUCCCAUGGGAGGCUAUGGAGAACCUGGGCAGGCUGCCCCACCACCUGGAUUCCAAGUCGGGUAUCAUUCAGUUCCAGAUCAGCCGGUCAUGUAUCAACCUGGUCCAGCUAGUUCACCAUCUCAACAGUAUGGAGGUCCUGCACCUGCACCUGUGUCAGUGCCCGCUGGAGUGCCACCUGGUCUGGAGUACCUCACUCAGAUUGAUCAGAUCCUUAUUCACCAGAAAGUGGAGUUAUUAGAAGCAUUCAUUGGCUUUGAGACCAAUAACCAGUAUGAGAUCAAGAACAGCCUCGGCCAGAAGAUCUACUCUGCCAAAGAGAAAAAUGACUGCUGCACGCGUAACUGCUGUGGUGCACUGCGCAGCUUUGACAUGAAGAUCAAAGAUAAUUCUGACAGAGAGGUCAUACGGCUCAUCCGACCUUUCCGCUGUGCCACCUGUUGGUGCCCCUGCUGCCUGCAAGAGCUCGAGGUGCAGGCGCCUCCAGGAACGACCAUAGGAUAUGUAAAACAGGACUGGCACCCGUGCUACCCAAAAUUCUCAAUUCAGGGAGCAAACAAGGAGACAUUGAUGAAGCUCGAGGGGCCCUGCUUGGCCUGUAACUGCUGUGGUGACGUGAACUUUGAGCUAAAAGGCAAGGAUGGUGGGAAGUCUAUUGGCCGAAUCAGUAAGCAGUGGAGCGGACUGUUAAAGGAGGUCUUCACUGACACUGACAACUUUGGCAUCAAGUUUCCUUUAGACAUGGAUGUGAAGAUGAAGGCUGUACUUAUGGGUGCCUGUUUCCUUAUUGAUUUCAUGUUCUUUGAAAAAGUUGGAGACUCUAACCAGCGCAAUACUGUGUUUUCUUAAGCAUGUUUCCAAUUAGUAACUUAGGAAGGAACCUCAACUUUAAUUAGUACCAAAAACUACAUACAGCUGGCGCUCCAGUCAAAGGAAUGUUCAUGGUCAUUUUGUAUUGCAAAAUUUACAAUGAUAGACAUCGUACCAUAAGUGCCUGUUGACUGGGUGCCUUUUAAACAAUCAUGGUAUAGAAAAAUACAAAUCACUGAUACAGAAGCAGCUGACAUUUGUUUGUCAAGUGUUUUUGUUCCUUACUUUUUUUCUUGCUAUAUAAUAGUCACAUACAACCUUAUACACGUGUCUAGGUAUUUUAGGAUUAUGUUAUGUAGUAAUCAUGU